CACUACAUAUAAAGCCUCCAAUUGCGCCGGUGCUUCCUAGAAACUCCGUUCAUUUGGAAUUUAUUGCUUUUUAUUUUCUUGGCGGCUACGGUUUGGAUCGGCUUUUCUGGAUUUCCCCUUGGUUUCUCAGAAUCUGAGAAAUCCCCACCGUAUAUAUUUGUCCACGGCAUUUGAACUUUGUAAAUGCAGUUGGUUUUCGGACUUUCUGCAGAUUGAUAGGUUUUGAGAGGGGAGAGGGAAAACAUUUCUGAGGCGAAGUAAGAAGCAAUGGAGAGAGGAGGGAAUAGAGGGCGAGGCAGAGGAAGAGGACGAGGAGAUGAACAAUGGAGGCAACAGGCGCCUCAGGGGAGUGGUCAGGGAAGGGGCCAAGGAUGGGGGCGAGGGAGAGCUGGGGGAGUCGAACCUGGGCCGAAUUAUGCCGGAGCCGCUGGGUUUCAGCCUGGUUCUGGUCAAAGCUCUCAGCGUGGAGGUCCAAGCCAGGCUGCACCAGUCGGUCAAGGAAGAGGUCAAGGACCUCCUCAGGCAUGGGGUCCCCAGGCAUGGGGACGAGGAAGGCAACAACAACAGCAAUUCGCUCCGCGACCUUCUGUUCCGCCAGGUUCGGCUAUUGAGGAAACCUCAAGGCAAAUGGCUCGGGUGAACAUUCAAGAGCCCCUGGCUCCAGUUAAUAUUCCACAGGGUUCUGGUACUAGCAUUAGCACUAGUGCGGGUAGUAGCAUUGAAAAACUCGACAGUGGAAAUUUGAAGCCUGUGAAGAGGCCCGAUGCAGGAGGGCGAAAUGGGUCUAGACAGGUUCGCCUCAUUGCAAAUCAUUUCAAGGUCGAAUUUCAGCCCAAUCAGCAGAUUUUCCAUUAUGAUGUGAACAUAACACGUGCGUCUGCCAAAAAUGGUGCUUCCAAACGUGGAGGAAAGCAGAAGGGAGGCCGUGGUGCAUCUACUUCCGAGGGUCAAGACUUGGCGGCUACUGUGUCUAGGGCAGAUGCGGAAGAGAUAAAGAACAAAUUGGUUGCAGAGAAUCGCGUGGCUUUCCGUGAUGCAAAGCCUGUUUAUGAUGGCAAAAAGAACUUGUACAGUGCGAUCGAAUUGCCAGAGGGGGAUUUUACUGUGAAGCUCUCUAAAGGUGAAGAUAGUGAAGCCAAAGAAUAUAAGGUGACUCUAACGCUAGCCAACAAGCUAGAUGGGCGUAGACUAGCAGAUUUUCUUAAUAGAAGUAUACGCGACCAUGUGACCGUGCAACAGGAAAUGUUACAGGCGUUGGAUCUGGUAGUAAGGGAGCAUCCCAGUAGCAGCCGAAUAAUCAUGGGGCGAAGCCUUUAUGAAAAAGAUAAAACACGCCAGGAAUAUCUUAAUAGUGGCAUUGUUGCUGCAAGAGGGUUUUCAAUGAGUCUCAGGCCUACGGCCCAGGGGCUAUCUCUUAAUGUGGAUUUUUCUGUAGUGGCUUUCCAUGCAACCAUGCCUGUACUAGAUUAUUUGUGGGAGAAUCGAAAAAUUGAUUGCAAACCAAACCAACCUCUCAAUCCAAAUGAUCGAAGGGCGGCUGAAAGUGCUCUGAGAGGUUUGAAGGUAACUGUCACUCAUAGGCUCACAAAGCAAAAAUACACCGUGGGGAGACUUACUAAAGAAACUACCAGAGAGCUUAGGUUCAACAUUGAAGAAAGUGGGCAGCAGAAUCAGAGCGUUAGCCUUGUGGAUUAUUACAGGAAGCGUUACAAUGAGGAUAUUAAGUUCAAACUGCUUCCUUGUUUGGACCUGAGCAAGCAGUCCGAUAGACCUAAUUAUGUUCCCAUGGAGUUCUGUGUAAUUUGUGAAGGGCAGAGAUUUCCCAAGGAUAAUCUCAAUGCAAUUCAGCAAAAAAAUUUGCGGGGCAUGGCUUGUCCCAAAGUGUACGAGAGGCAAAAUAUAAUCAAUCAAAUCAUGUCAAUGCCAGAUGGACCUAGAGGUGGCCCUUAUCUACCCCAUUUUCAAAUAGCAGUGGGUGCAGAAAUGACCGAGGUGACAGCACGGGUGCUAGAUGCACCCGAGCUGAGGCUGGGUGAUCGGGGGCAACUUAGUCGGGUUAUGCCCCGGCCAGAUGACAGGCAAUGGAACCUGCUUAAAAGUCAUGUUUUUGACGGAAAAAACAUUGAGAGAUGGGGAAUCAUACAUUUUUCACAACGGCAGCCAGAUAAGCAGACUGGUAUGGCGGUGGAAAUUUUCUGUGAUGCCAUGGUGAAAAGGUUCCGAACUCUAGGCAUCAACAUGCAAGCAAAGCCAGUGAUCUAUAAAUCAGAUGCAAUGGCCAAGUUUGACAAUGUGGCACAGCUGAAGCAGACUCUGACGGAUAUACACACCAGAAGCAGAGGGCAAGGGCAGUUACAAAUUUUGAUAUGCAUAAUGGAGGACAAGCACCCUGGCUACAAAAGUCUUAAGCUUAUCUGUGAAACAGAAAUUGGUCUGGUAACACAAUGCUGUCUGUGGGAACAUGUCAGAAAGUGUGGCGAUACAAAAUACGGUUCUCAAUAUUUGGCAAAUUUUGCUCUCAAGGUCAAUGCCAAAGUAGGCGGGAGCAAUGCAGCGCUCAAUCAAAGCCUCUCCACUCAGUUACCACGCUUUGGGAAUCAUCACGUUGUGUACUUUGGAGCAGACGUGAAUCAUCCAGGCAAGCGAGAUGAAAGAAGCCCGUCAAUUGCUGCUGUGGUAAUGAGCAUCAACUGGCCCCAUUCCAACCGUUACGUGGUCAAAAUCCGAUGUCAGAAAAACCGUCAGGAAUACAUUUCAGAGCUAGGAGACAUGUCUAAGGAACUGCUAGAUGAGUAUCUCAAGAUGAACAAGAAGUUGCCCGAAAGGAUUAUAUUUUUCAGAGAUGGGGUGAGCGAGGGACAAUUCGACAUUGUCCUAAACCAGGAGUUAGUAGCCUUGAAAAAGGCAUUCAAGCAAUUUGGAAAUUAUAACCCGGUUAUUUCAUUCAUAGUAGCUCAGAAGCGGCAUCACACAAGGCUGUUCCCCUUGGGCGAUGUGAACACAAAAUCUGGCAACGUCCCACCUGGUACAGUCGUGGAUACUUCAAUAGUUCACCCAAGGGAGUUUGACUUCUAUUUGUGCAGUCACUAUGGGCUGCUAGGCACCAGCAAGCCAACCCAUUAUCAUGUUCUUUGGGACGAGAAUCUGUUUAGUUCAGAUGAGUUGCAGCAACUCAUCAAUAAUCUCUGUUACACGUUUGCUAGGUGCACAAAGCCCGUCUCACUGGUGCCUCCCGUUUAUUACGCUGACCUGGCAGCCUACAGAGGCCGACUGUAUGUUGAAGGGCUAACCACCUCCGAUACUUCCUCUGCCUCAUCAUCAUCAUCCUCAGCCUCUUUCAGCAUCCCGAAGAUCAACGUUGGGGUCGAGAAUUUCAUGUUUUUUCUCUGAAACUCUGCAUUUUCUCCGUCUCGUAUUUCUAUGCUAGACUCCUCUUUCCAGGGGCUAGCAUAAACAUUGUUUUGUGUGUCAAUUUUCAUGAACUGUCUGUCAUAUUUAAAAGAUAAAAGACUAGUAUAUAUUUUCGAGUUUUGUUGGGGGCUGCGGCAAGGAUCUCCCAAUCGGCGUCCCUGAGAAAGGGACGAAACUUUCUCUGUGCAUGUGUUGAAAUAUUUAAUUGUAAGUUUUUUGAUUCCGAAA
Cryptomeria japonica (Japanese cedar) is the source of this 3639-nucleotide messenger RNA. Its product is annotated as protein argonaute 2. Gene Ontology annotation, cellular component: cytoplasm. Bases 268 to 3390 code for a protein of 1040 amino acids. Gene Ontology annotation, molecular function: protein binding; RNA binding. The record is from RefSeq and is a predicted model, not a curated record. NCBI's taxonomy places the organism in Eukaryota, Viridiplantae, Streptophyta, Pinopsida, Cupressales, Cupressaceae. The transcript is spliced from 3 exons. Gene Ontology annotation, biological process: regulatory ncRNA-mediated post-transcriptional gene silencing.